GACGUAGGGAGGUCAUCCAGUGUAAGAACUGCCUCGCCUUUGGGCACUCUCGAUCACGAUGCUAUCGUGAUCCUCGGUGCCUGCUGUGCGGGGAUUUUCAUGCCCUGGCUGACUGCCCGCGUCCCCAGGAAUGCCAAGAAAUACAACUCCCUGUGUUUCCCUCAUGCGUUCACUGUGGUGAGAUGCAUGUGGGAAACUACAGGGGUUGUAAAGUUUACAAACAAAUACGCAAAAAGCGUAUGGGUAAAAAGCCUAAAGACGAAAAAUUCGUCAAUCAUCAAUUCGUACCCCUUAGAAAUUUAACUGUGCAGGGCAAGUCGUAUGCUAGUGCUUUAGCUGGAGCUAAACCGCAAUCAAAAGACGCUUCACAGCCAAUUAUCAAUGUUCAAGUUCCUAAUAGUAAUCUAAGUACUGUUUCUUUUUCAGAUAAGCGUAUAAAGACUCUAGAGGAGUUAGUUUUAAAGCAAUCUGAGCAGAUUGAACGUAUGAUGAAGGUUAUCGAGGCCUUUCUCCCCGCCCUCGUGCGGGGAGCAUCUCUCUCGAUGCCGUAAUCUGCGUUCAUCUCGUUUCCUCAUGUCUUGAUAGGCAUCUUUUCAUUUUCUGUUUUUUCGUAAUUGUCUUGUCGAAGUUUUGAGGUCAUAAAUUCCUCGCUCCUAUCAGUAUUAUUAUUUAAGGUGUUUUUUCUCCUUUGAUUAGGUUUUUUGCACCUUAUAUUUUUAGCUUUGCGCAUUUAUCCUUUGUUUGUAAAUAUAGUAUACUAUAACUUUUCUCAAUUUAACUACUUUAGCUCUUAAGUUAAGCUUACCAUAUUAGUUUAUUACAUCAUAUUAAUAAUCUAAAUUUAUGUUAAUCUACUAGUUUAAGGCAGUGACUAUAUAACCGAGCAGUUCAAAGUCCUGUAAUUUAUUGUAUUUUGAUGCAAAUAAAUUGAAUUUAAACAA
This is a messenger RNA of Bemisia tabaci, 941 nucleotides long. NCBI's taxonomy places the organism in Eukaryota, Metazoa, Arthropoda, Insecta, Hemiptera, Aleyrodidae. The record is from RefSeq and is a predicted model, not a curated record.